Molecule: messenger RNA, 4265 nt
Organism: Heterotrigona itama
Lineage: Eukaryota; Metazoa; Arthropoda; Insecta; Hymenoptera; Apidae
Source: the annotation of a GenBank genome assembly
CGACGAUAAAUCGGACGUGUUCGUUCGAUCCGAUCCUCGGAGCGUAAUUCUUCUCUGACGCGGACGACAUCCCUUCUGUUUCUCUUUCGCUUAUUCUGUCAUCGACGAUGAAAGUGAAAGCAAAUCGGUGGUAGAUCGGUGCGAAUGAUAAUUCGUCGGUGAAUAUUUAACGGUGGUGGAACGACACGCGCGCGAGAAAGGGACCGAGUGAAAGAAGAAAUGGCCGAGAAGUUUGUCCUGCAGAAAAAUAUGGCGAACACGUGCGAAACGCCGCGAUCGCGGCGACGAAACCGGCCGACUUUCUUAGAUUUGUCCAACAUCACGCGAUCCCGUUCAGCGACCGGGCUGUCGAAGAUCGAUUCACACGCCGAGGAUGAUGUGCUGUUCGUGUCGAGCAAGGAUAGCGAAAUUUCGGGCCUGUGGGUCAAUUAUCUUACCGCGUGUUUCGAACAGAUCAGCAGGCAACAGGGCCGGCCGCCGUUCAAAGUUCGUCACGUAACAAUCGAGGAACCGAUACAACCUGGUGCCGAAGAGAGGAUUCGAGCGGCUCGCUUACAGAUCGUCGUCGUGUGUCCAAUAUUGUUGGAACGAGCGCAAAGUCGAUCGGAGCAGGCGACCAACCUCUCCAGACAGCUGAUCACCGACAAGGUGCUCGCGAUGAUGUUGGGCGUCCACGAUAGCCACAUCAGCGACGUGCACAAGUCGAUCCUGGUCUCGUACAACCAGUGGCGGAAGUUCUUCGUGAAGGAUCAGGACGAGACGUUCGUCGGCGAGCUGCUGGGCGCCGCGGUUGCAAUUCUCGGCACAACGCCGCCUCCUGCGUUGAGGUGCGACAAAACCGCGUUCUCCGUGCACCCGAAGAAAGUCAAACUGGGUCACAAUAGGAUAAUCGCGUUGUUGAACGACCCGCUACGACCCGAGGACAACGUGUCAGUGAUCGUGGAUCGUUGCGGCGAAGCGAUCGAUAUCGCCCACGUGAAACGAAGAAAUCCCUACGCCUUGCAGUUCUCCAUUCCGGACAGAUGCUUAGAGGUGUCGAUGUUGGUCGGUGUUCGUAUAUCGAAAAACGGUUGUCCACUCGGUGUGAGGCAAGUGAAAUGCGAGAGCAGGCUCAGGGAACUCGAUCAGAUCCUCAGAGCACACGACAAUCCCCUAGAAUUUAUGUGCCAGACCUUUGGCUUCAAUCCGGGUGACCGAGAGAAACUGGAUAACUGGAUGGUCCACGCGUUUCAACGAAACGUUCCGCCGCACUUCAACCUUCUGUCCACGCCCAGUGGCGUGGUGUCUACUCAGAAAGUUCACUCGAGCCCCGAAGAGAAUCCGACACUGUUGCAUUUCGCUGCCCGUUUCGGCCUGGAGAGAUUAGCCUGGCAGCUGCUGGAGUGUCCAGGCGGUGACAUAGCGUGCGAUCUGAGGAACGUGUCGGAACUCACACCUGCGGAUCUUGCAGAGCAGGCGGGACACGCGAGAUUAGCGCAUCAGCUUCGUGGCUACAUGGCGCGGACCCAUCGACGAUUAACACACCAAACGACACCAAUAACGACAAGGAGGAUUAUUGUCGUCCACGACCUUUGAGCGAAGUUUACUCGGUGCCACCAGCUGCAAGACCAAUAACUUCUUUGAUCCUAUCGGGGCAAUUUUCAGCAACACCCAGCCCAACCACCAGUAACCCCAUUGAGGCAAAUUACUCGAUCGUACCAGCACCGACUCCCGUCAUUGUCAGUCCAUCGACGCCAACUUUUCCGACGACCAUUUCGAAUGGCCUUGAGCUCCCUCUUCAAGGUUACAUGAAAAUGCAUCCAGCUGGACCAAAAACACCAACGUCGAGCGUAGCAAACCAGCAGCCACCUCGAACAGCGACGCCCACGCAGAGUCGUUCAGAUUCACAUCCCAUGCUUGCUCGAGAAGAGAACAGCCAGUCUUCUUGCUCCUAUGGCAGAGCAACUUCCAAUUCUGGUAGUACGAAAUCGAGAGAACCGUCCGGGCCUCAAGACGAAUUGCUGGAAAUCAUAAACGAUUUCAAGAACAACGUGUUCACGAUAACGGAAGUCGAGAGACUAGUCGAGAACUGGAGGAAUCGCAACGACGUCCAACAGAGCUUCAAAGACAAACAGAGGCAACUCACCGCGAUGAGAGAAGAGUACGAAAGGAUACAAAAGAGAAUGAAAGAGGAAAUGAAGGCCCCUACUCCUUUCGAUAGAAUCAAAAAGUUCUUCUCUAAAGGGAAAAAAGACACGAAGGAUUCCACGAACGGAAGUGACGAUUCUUCUUCGACCAGCAAAGCGGAGAAUGUGAAUGGCGGACUGGCCGAUCGUAGACCAGUCAGCAGUCUGAGCCUUCGUAGUGUUUCGACUACAAAAUGCCAGAGAGGACAAAUCGGGCGUGAUGUCGUACGAAAUACCGCCGGCUCCAAAACCAUUCACAGGAAGGUAUUCCCCGGCGCUUAGGUAUUCCCCAUCUCCUCGUUCCUCGACUGGAAACGAUCCAGACGUGAGACCAUCUCAGCCAUCACUAAGAGGCGAGGACACUGAAUAUUACAUCGCCUUUCCACCUUCAGGAUUACCCAUUCACUUAAUUACCUCAGAGUCAGACUCUCCCAGACUUCCUGGCAAUAGUUACGCAAACAUCGACCCGCCUAUGCUAAACCCAGCGCCAAUACCGCCGGCUGGCAUGUGCAUUCCAACAAAUUACGUGAACGUGGUUCCAGCAUGCGUCAGCUCGUUUCAAGAAACUAUUCAACGUCAUCAGACUGAGCAGAGGCAUUCACUUGACUUAAGUCAUACGUCGGAGGCCACGAAGAAUUCAACGAAAGUCGAGGCUGCCAAUCAAACAGGGGAAAACAAGGUCGCUGAUAGCGUACAGGGUCAAGGUCAUGUCGUGAAUGAAGCACAAAGUCAAAAUAACGAGGAGUACGUGGAAACGAACCUAAUGAAUGAUUCAGAAGGCGUGGACGUCCCAGAUAUUGGUAAACUACCAGAAUACAUGAACGUCGAUAUUCCUCAGGAUCAAAAAACUGGCGCCACGAAGAAGAUACCUGCACCUCCUGUUCCACCAAGAGAUAUGAUUUCGAGAAACCAGGCUCCUGUCCACCACCUUUGCCAGUACGGAUUUGUAGCCAGUCCUGUUUCUCUGACGCACAAUGCUCAGACGUUGGUAAAUGUUGCCCCACCAAUUGCGGAGGCUUUAUUUGCACAAAACCUGUGACCAAGGUGGAAGCAGUUUCUAGAGAGAAACCAGGUUCAUGCCCAGCAGAACCAAAAGGAAGAUGGGUGUGUUCAUCAACCUGCAGCGUUGACAAUCAUUGUAGAGGAACGUUGAAAUGUUGCAAAAAUCGUUGUGGAGCAUUGGCAUGCCAGAAACCAGAUGUUGAGCUGAUUGAAUCUCUAGACAUUCCACUCGUUCCAGUGGAUGAUUCUUACAACAAUCCCAGGAAUCCUUACAGCAAUCCCAGAGAUCCAAAUAAUUACAUAUAUUAUUCCUAUAAUUAGAAUAAUUGUAGAUCAUGUUAAAAUAUUACCAGGGAAAUUAGUGAUUCUAUUUUAUUCAGUUUAUCAAUGAUUGUCAUAUUGUAACAAAAUGUAUAUUCUUGUGCCAUAUCUUGUACUUACUGAAGAAUUUGUGAACUAAGCUCUUACUUACAUGUGUUAUUGCGUAUCCACUAAAUUUUGUUGAUAUCUUUUUUGUGAAUUUUCGAAAAGUAAAUAACAAUAUUAUGACAUAUUUUCAUUUAUACAUUUCAAUGUCGCGUCGACUAACAAAAUUUUAAUUCUUCAUUCAACUGUAUUUAAUAAAAUAUUUUCACAAAGAAGAAGAUUUCAUUUCGUGCUGCCGUAACGAAGUUUAAAUUUUACAUUCGCGUUCGCAAUUGAGUUUUUAAAUUUCUUAAAUGAUUUCUUGGAAACAAAUUUAUUGUUAAACGACCACAAUUAAUAAAUCACCUUAUUAAUCUAUUGACCUGAAUUUGCGUAAAACCUUGAAGAGUAUACUCACGAAAUUGAAUUUAUAAUCUUUUUCAAAAAGAUAAUCGUUAGUAUAAAGUAUUAUCAAACUAUUUUAUUAUUAGAGAAAAAUAUUAAAAAAGCAAAUACACUGCGCAAAUAAGACAAAGGGAGAAAUGAUAUCUUCUCCGGAGGCAUUUGAGAAAAAUCUUAUGUACUAUAUAAAAUGUACGUUUAAUUAAAUCAAGGGAAAAUCGCAAAAUACUUCAAGUACUUUAUUUCAAUUAGAAAAUUGAAAAAUUUUUUUCAAAAUUUUUUUUUUUUUUU